Messenger RNA from Brienomyrus brachyistius, 1965 nucleotides. RefSeq names its product melanocortin-2 receptor accessory protein 2A-like. The record is from RefSeq and is a predicted model, not a curated record. Gene Ontology annotation, cellular component: endoplasmic reticulum; plasma membrane. Gene Ontology annotation, biological process: protein localization to plasma membrane; regulation of adenylate cyclase-activating G protein-coupled receptor signaling pathway. Lineage: Eukaryota; Metazoa; Chordata; Actinopteri; Osteoglossiformes; Mormyridae. Gene Ontology annotation, molecular function: type 5 melanocortin receptor binding; type 4 melanocortin receptor binding; type 3 melanocortin receptor binding. The coding region runs from base 1094 to 1720 and encodes 208 amino acids. The transcript has 4 exons.
UUAUCGGUCUGCAGCUAAGCUCUGCAGGGCAACGGACCAGCAGCAGGGUUGGGCACCAGCCCAUUGUAGUAGCGUUCUGUGUCUUAUUCAAGACCUAUUACAUUUAAUGUUGCUAGUUCAGUUAUACUUUAAUUCUGAACCAUCCAAAGUGUUUUAUAUCAAAAUUUGUGGUGUGUUUCAUGUCUCGCCUCCCUGCCCCUCUUGUUCUCUCCCUAGUCUGGCUCUAAAGGGGUCACACCUGUUGCUUGUUUGGUCUUACCUCUUGUUAUCGCCCUCUUGUGGAUCACCCCAGGUGCCACUCUAAUGUGCCUUUUAUAAAAUGUCUUUCAGUCCUGCACUCCCCAUCCUGGUCAUUGAUGUCGCCCUAGUGUAUGUUCCAGUGCUUUGCCUUUUGUUUGACCCCAUGUUGUCUGCCUUUUGUUUGACUCCAUGUGGUCUGCAUUUUGUUUGACCCCAUGUGGUCUGCAUUUUGUUUGACCCCAUGUGGUCUGCAUUUUGUUUGCCCUGUUCCCAUAUCCUCAAUAAAACGGUUAAUGUUCCGCCCUCAUGCCUGCCCCAGUCUCCUUCGUGUCAAAACGUGACAGUGUGUGUCAUGUAUUUAUUAUAUUGUGGGGGCCAAAUAUCCACGAAAUGUGAUAAAAGAAAAUCUGUUAUUUUGACAUCGUGAGGACACCUUUUCAGUCCCCACAAGGGGAAACCUAAUUUUACAAAAAUCUGUGACUGCAAUCAAAAAACUAAAAAUGUCAAAAAAGUCUUGUAUUUUGUUUGGUUACUUGUGGUUAAGGUAAGCGCUGGAUUUAAUGUUGUCAUUGUUAGGAUUAUGGUUUUCCCAUAGAAAAGAAUGGACCGUCCCCACAAAAGUAUGAACGCAAACGCGUGCGCACGCGCACGUGUGUUACUAAUAAAGUAAAUACGUCACUGAAGAGCGUUUUUGCCGAAGAGAUCGCAGGUUUACGAAGCAGAAACCGGAUGAAAACGAAGCGAUGCAGUGCUGAGGUCUUCGCGUCUUUUGGACAGGCGGCUGAAAUAAACUGCUCAUCUAAGUCGCCUCAUCUAUUCCAGUGUUUUAGUCCAGAAAAGCCCUGGGACUGAGAUGCCCAAAUUCCAGAAUUCCAGCAAAUCCGGCUCUGGUCCACAUUACGUGUGGGAAUAUGAAUAUUACGACGAUGACGAGCCAGUGUCAUUCGACAACCUCACAGCGCACAGAUGUAUGUCCUGUGAUUCAGUUGUGAUCGGCUUCUGGGUGGGCUUGGCCCUUUUUGUCAUCUUCAUGUUCUUUGUCCUGACUCUCCUCACCAAGACGGGGCCACCACACCAAGAGAACCAGGAUACAUUUGAUAGGCAUUGCCGUCCAUCCAGCUGCAUGGUGGACUUUAGGCAUCCACAGGCCCCAGACAACAAGGCCUGCUCCCAGCCUCUGCUGGACGAAUCUCAUUCGCUCAUCCACUGUUUCAUUCAUGAGGAGGAGGCAGGCAGGACGGCUGAGGGCCAUGGCCAGUGGAGAGACGCGAAACAGUGUGUCUGCAGUGGCUCACAGCAGGCCCAGGCGAAGUGCAAGGUCGAGCGGGACACAAGCUUCCUGACACACUGCAACAUCCCCAACUUUGUGAACUCGGAGUACAGCUCAGCUCUGGGGGACGAUGACUUACUGCUGUGUGAUCAACCAGUUCUCCUGGACAGCAACUCCCCGUCGUCCAACAACUAUCACCAUACCAUGUAAAUAACAUAUGGCUGUAUGUGGGGAUGUGGUAAAAUCCUGAUAUUGAUACAUACCUAUGAGGAGGGGGAGCGUCAUAUGACCAUGGGGGUCAAGGGUACCUUCUAAACUUCUGUUCUGUUUUACUUGGGGGCACCUGGCUCAGACCCAGCCCCAUUGUUUUGUCUGGACUGUUGUACUAUGCAGAUCCAUCUGCUCUACUGCUGUUUUCCUGAAAACAAUUUUCAAUAAAUCUUUCAGUCAUUGUG